Messenger RNA from Impatiens glandulifera, 2677 nucleotides. RefSeq names its product DEAD-box ATP-dependent RNA helicase 21. NCBI's taxonomy places the organism in Eukaryota, Viridiplantae, Streptophyta, Magnoliopsida, Ericales, Balsaminaceae. Bases 230 to 2350 code for a protein of 706 amino acids. The record is from RefSeq and is a predicted model, not a curated record. Gene Ontology annotation, molecular function: ATP binding; RNA helicase activity; RNA binding. The transcript is spliced from 3 exons. Gene Ontology annotation, cellular component: catalytic step 2 spliceosome. Gene Ontology annotation, biological process: mRNA splicing, via spliceosome.
CCACAUCUCCGAUUUCCCCUCUUUCUCUUCUCUUCUCCAAAACCCUCAUCUGUACUCAUCUCGGCUGGAGCUCUGCAAACGAUUAUUACGUUUUCAAGAUCUAAAAAGAAAAUUCUUCAUUUAGGUCGAGACAGCGGACGAGAAUUCCAGGAGACGCAAUCCGUGAUUUCUAGCGGAAGAUCGACACAAGUUACGCGCUUAUAUCCGAUCGAUAUCUUCCUAAGACGCCAUGAAAGGUUUAACUACAAAUGGUAUCAAGCCAUUGUUCUUGACUAAAGCUCAGAGGGAGGAACUGGCCAUCCGCCGACGUGAGGAAGAAAUUGCAGAGCAGAAACGUCGAUCCGAACAGCUUCUCCACAGCAACAGACCGUCAUCUGAUUCUAAACCUUACGAUCCCGCUAACGAUGCUUCUGGUCGCUCGCACCGCGAUAGGGAUCGGGACCGCGACAGGGAUCGCGAUCGAGAACGUGACCGCGAUCGUGAUAGAGAUAGGGAAAGAGACCGUGAAAGAGAUCGUGACCGUGAGAACGAACGACGCAACAGAGACAGGGAACGCGACGAAGAUCAGAAAAGUAGAGAACGAGCGCGAAACGAGAAAUUAGCAGAAAGAGAGCGCGAGAAGGAACUAGAGUCUAUCAAAGAGCAGCACCUAGGAUCAAAAAAACCUAAGAAACGAGUAAUCAAGCCUAGUGAAAAGUUCCGAUUCUCAUUUGACUGGGAGAAUACGGAGGAUACUUCUCGUGAUGUGAAUUCACUUUAUCAGAAUCCUCACGAAGCCCGUCUUCUGUUUGGUAGAGGAUUCAGAGCUGGAAUGGACCGCAGGGAACAGAAGAAGCUAGCAGCGAAGAACGAGAAGGAUAUCAGAGACGAGAUUAGGAAAAAGGAUGGCGUGGAAGAGUUACCAGAAGAGGCCGCCGCACAAAAGCUCAAGGAACAGGCUGCUGAGAAAUACGACACCUUCGAUAUGAGAAUAGAUCGACAUUGGUCAGAUAAAAAGCUCGAGGAGAUGGCAGAAAGAGAUUGGAGAAUUUUCAGGGAAGAUUUCAACAUAUCCUACAAAGGAUCCAAGAUCCCCCGCCCUAUGAGGAAUUGGAAGGAGAGUAAGUUAAGUGAGGAACUGAUGAAAGCUGUGGAAAGAGUCGGUUAUAGUACUCCCUCCCCUAUUCAAAUGGCAGCCAUUCCACUCGGACUUCAGCAACGCGAUGUGAUUGGCGUUGCCGAAACUGGUUCAGGCAAAACCGCUGCAUUUGUUCUCCCUAUGUUAAUGUACAUAUCCAGACUUCCUCCCGUGAACGAAGAUAACGAAGCAGAAGGUCCUUAUGCAGUAGUAAUGGCUCCAACUCGAGAACUUGCCCAACAGAUUGAAGAAGAAACGCUCAAAUUCGCACAUUACUUGGGCAUCAAGGUGGUUUCAAUCGUAGGAGGACAAUCAAUCGAGGAGCAAGGAUUCAAAAUUCGACAAGGAUGUGAAGUAGUGAUUGCGACACCAGGUCGUCUUCUCGAUUGCUUAGAGAGACGCUACGCAGUCCUCAACCAAUGCAAUUAUGUAGUUCUCGACGAGGCCGAUCGUAUGAUUGAUAUGGGAUUCGAACCUCAAGUAGUCGGUGUUCUUGAGGCCAUGCCAUCGAGCAAUCUGAAACCAGAAAACGAAGAAGAAGAACUCGACGAGAAGAAAAUCUACAGAACAACCUACAUGUUCAGCGCCACCAUGCCACCCGCAGUCGAACGACUCGCCAGAAAAUACUUGAGAAACCCAGUUGUCGUUACAAUCGGUACGGCUGGAAAGGCGACAGAUUUAAUCACUCAGAACGUGAUAAUGGUGAAGGACUCCGAGAAACUGCCAAGGCUGCAGAAACUAUUGGAUAAUCUCGGCGAUAAGACAGCUAUAGUGUUUAUAAACACGAAGAAAUCAGCCGAUUUUCUAUCGAAAACUCUGGAUAAGUCUGGGUAUCGGGUUACAACUCUGCACGGAGGGAAAUCGCAGGAAUCAAGAGAGAUUAGUUUGGAAGGGUUUAGAACGAAAAGAUAUAAUAUAUUGGUGGCGACUGAUGUGGCCGGACGUGGGAUUGAUAUUCCUGACGUGGCUUAUGUUAUUAACUACGAUAUGACGACGAGCAUUGAAAUGUAUACUCAUAGGAUUGGACGAACUGGUCGAGCAGGGAAAACUGGGGAAGCCACCACGUUUUUGACUUUACACGAUUCUGAUGUGUUUUAUGAUUUGAAACAGAUGCUAAUACAGAGUAAUAGCCCUGUUCCGCCUGAAUUGGCUAGACAUGAAGCAUCCAAAUUUAAGCCUGGAAGUAUACCUGAUAGACCUCCAAGAAGGAAUGAUACAGUCUUUACUCACUGACCAAGAAGGAUUUGUAUGCCUUUAGAAGGAGGAGCAGCAGCAGCAGCAUAUUGAGAGAGGAUUACUUACAACAGAAAGAACAUAACCCAAUUCCCAAGUGGGUUUGUAACUAAAGUAUGUUUUUUGAUUCAUGUGACAUACUUUUACCCUUUAUUUAAUGAUAUGUCUUAACAUUGUUUUCUGUUAUUAGUUGUUGAUGAUGAUAAAUGGUGUGGGUGAACAUUGAUUGGAAUCUUCUGAGUCUCUUAGUUUAUCAUGGAUAAUGAAUUUUUGGUAUUGUCGAAAUGUAUUGCACUUUUUCUUAUUAAUGCUCAAGAUUGCAACUUG